This is a messenger RNA of Etheostoma cragini (Arkansas darter), 4594 nucleotides long. RefSeq names its product ATP-binding cassette, sub-family H, member 1 (gene abch1). The record is from RefSeq and is a predicted model, not a curated record. Lineage: Eukaryota; Metazoa; Chordata; Actinopteri; Perciformes; Percidae. Gene Ontology annotation, molecular function: ABC-type transporter activity; ATP hydrolysis activity; ATP binding. Gene Ontology annotation, cellular component: membrane; ATP-binding cassette (ABC) transporter complex. Gene Ontology annotation, biological process: transmembrane transport. The coding region runs from base 903 to 2990 and encodes 695 amino acids. The transcript has 21 exons.
AAUACUUCCAAAAUCCAGUAUUUUCUAAGCAAGUAUUGCUCUUCGGCAGUCAGUGUUUAAAACAGAUAGAACAGAUUAUACGACUUCAGUAUAAAAAAAAAGUCCCCCAGCGCUUCCAUCCAUCCCUCUCUCUCCCUCCUUCUCUCGCUGCCUCUCCUCGCAGAGACCCAGCCUCCUGUCCGGUCCGCCAUCCUCCGUGCUGCCAUGGCCGCGCAGGCUGCCGGUCGUGAUGCUGCGACGGUCGGACCCGCAGUCUGCACCGAGAUGGAAGAACGGGUAAGAUGCGUUUUGAUAAUACAGGAUGCUCUCUUUGCAAAAACGUUCAGGACCGAGACCGUCCCUUGACAUCGGGCCUUUCCAGGCAGUCUCUGACACGCUGCUGCAAGAAGAUGGAGAGAAACCCUUCAGGAUGCACACCGCCGCAGUACCCGCAACAAUGUCAUUUAAUUGAUUUGGGCACAAUGUUCAGAUUAUUAGGCUAGUGCAGAGGAAAGGAAAAUGAGCUUUCUCGUGUAAGCAAUAGAGAGAGGGCGAGCCGUCGCCCACUGCUGCUGCUGCAGCUGCAGCGUAUGUGUGACGCGCUGAUGUCAAAGCGAGAAGUGAAAGUGCAGCAGCUGGUCGGUCGGUCGGUCGGUGCAUGUAGGUUUCCGAGGGCCAGCUUAUAAUUAGCCGGACAGUGGUCAUGCUUUCACAUAUUUGCGUCUCACUCGUCUUGUUUUGCUGCUGAAUCCGGAGAUUUUGAGCGCGCCUGUCAAGCCGGGUUUCUUCCACUUGGCGGCGACGCCAGCUGACAACAAGUUGGCAGGAAAGUCGUCUUCAGGCUGUGGACUCACUCAUCAGCUGUUCUUCAUCCUUUACACUUCUCCCCAUUUUGUCGGCCUUUUCUUAGGAAGGAGGGAAAAAUGAAGGCUGAUUUGGAGGCUCCUCUGCCUGCUGAACAGGAGGAUAUCGCAAUCCAGUGCCGAGAUGUGUGCCGAUCUUACGGCAAGCUGAAAGUCCUCAGCCACCUCAACCUGACUGUACCACAGGGACACAUAUAUGGCCUUUUGGGGCCUAGUGGAUGUGGGAAGACCACACUUCUGAAAUGCAUUGUGGGAACUCUGAAAAUCUCUCGGGGUCACAUUGCCGUGUUGGGGAAGCCACCUGCAUUCCCUGGGCAUGAUGUGCCGGGGAAGAUGGUCGGGUACAUGCCGCAGGAGCUGGCGUUGUACAGGGAGUUUACAAUAGGCAACACCCUGACCUUCUUUGGCAGAAUCCAUGGUCUGACGUCGAAGGAAACAAAGACACGCAUGGAUUUCCUCAUAGACUUCCUGGAUCUACCUCAGAAAGACAGUCUAGUCCGAAAUCUCAGUGGGGGUCAGAGGCGCAGGGUGUCUCUCGGUGCAGCUCUGCUUCAGAAUCCACGGCUGCUCAUCCUGGACGAACCGACAGUCGGAGUGGACCCUGUUCUUAGGUCUAAGAUCUGGCAGCAUUUGGUGCAGAUUGUGAAGACGGGGAAAGUCUCGGUCAUCAUCACCACACACUACAUAGAGGAGGCCAGGCAAGCCAAUGUGGUCGGUCUCAUGAGGAACGGCUGUCUGCUCGCUGAAGGACCUCCAGACGCACUCAUGAAGCAGCACAAUGCAACAACCCUUGAGCACGCCUUCCUGCAGCUGUGUGAGACGUCGGACCAGAUAGUUUCUAAACGGGGGUCCAGUCCACAAGGUGGGGCGCUGGAAAACAGCCAAUCGUUCGAGAGUGGGCGGGACGAGAGUCAGCCAAUUCUCGUGGUCGGACCAGGAGCUGCAGAGGAAGUUCCAAAAUAUUCAGUGGACUGGAAGGUACGUGCCAAACACGUUCUGCCCAAGUGGAGAAACAUCGCUGCCCUGAUGAUCAAAACUAUGGUGCGGAUGAAGAGAAUGCCAGGCUCAUUGUGUUUCCAGUUCUUGCUGCCUGUCAUCCAGGUCUCGCUGAUCUGUUUGUGCAUUGGAGGAGACCCAAAUGGGAUUGAGGUUGCCGUGGUGAACAACGACUCCGCCCCCUCCGCUUUCAGCCAUUUACUGCUCUCCUUCUUGGACAACUCCAGUGUGCACCAGGUGCCCUUGUCCCAUACGGAAGCUUUGGAUGGGAUCUAUAACGGAGAGUACUGGGGUGUCAUCGGCUUCGGCAAGAACUUUACCAGCUACCUGACAAAAAGGAUGCUUCAGCGGCAGGUCUCCAGAGAGGUGGUUGAUGGAGGAUCAGUACACGUCUGGCUGGACCUGACAAAUCGACAAAUUGGCUUAAUGCUCCAGAAGAAACUACAUGAGGCCUUUCAGGCCUUUGUGGAGAAUAAAUUGGGCAGCAUGGCAUACCUGGUCGCGCUGCCAAUAAAAUUUGAGGAACCGAUCUAUGGCAGCCAAGACACGGACUUCACUACGUUUGUGACUCCUGGAGCUGUGCUCAGUAUCACCUUCUACCUGGCAGUGGGUCUGACGGCUCUCUCCUUUGUCCUGGAGAGGAAGGAGGGGCUUUUGGACCGGUGUUGGGUUGCAGGUGUGAGCUCUCUGGAGACGAUGCUGGCUCACCUCUUCUCUCAGCUGUUUGUCAUCAGCGUUCAGAUCCUCCUGCUGCUCCUCUUCAUACUGCUCGUCUUCAAGAUACCUAAUGAAGGCUCCUUGGCGCUGGUCAUAGUUCUGAUCGUGCUGCAGGGAAUCACCGGCAUCUCGUUUGGCCUCGUCAUAUCAGCCGCAAUCGACGACGAGCAGAAUGCCAACCAGGCUGCCCUGGGCAUCUUCUAUCCUAACCUCAUCCUCAGUGGUAUUAUCUGGCCUGUGGAGUGUAUCCCGUAUCCUCUCCGCUAUGUCAGCCUGGCUCUCCCUCAGACCUACGCCUCAGAAGCCCUUCGCUGUAUAAUGUACCGAGGUUGGGGUCUGUCUCGGAUGAUGGUGUGGCGAGGAUUUGCAGUCACCUUGGGCUGGAACACUUUCUUCAUCAUCCUGGCCACGGUCAUCUUAAAGCUGCGGACGUGACAGCCUCCUCCCGGAGAACCUUCUUUUAGUGUUUGGGACGGAGCUGUCAGGUGAAGUCUAAGAGCACAACGACUCACCUGGGCCUGCUGUCAUGGAGGAUGCAGCAGGAGGAGGCAGGGCGCCACCGUGGUUUAAGGAACUCAUGAGGCGGAGGCAUCAUUUUUCCUCAUUCACACAUACACAUACACACACACACACACACACACACACACACACACACACACACACCAAUCAGCUGCCUGCAACAGUUCCUUUGGCCUCCAAGAGUGAAUUUUCAAAAUGCUACACCUAGAAGUACACAAGACAGAAUAUGUACAUGCACAAAAUGAAAAAAGGUUAAAUAGUUAAUGAUAACUGAGAAAAGUGUUUAGUCCUAUGGUUUGUUUUACUUCUAUGUGCAGCUUGUUGGAACAUUUCACCCCCAGAAUGGGCCAUGUACCAGCUCAGGGUUGCUUUGUAAUUUCUGUUUGCUCUCGCUCUUAAUGCUUAUAGAGAGAUUUGGGGGUGAAUAUACUGAUUAUAGCUGGCGGACAUUGCUUUUGUCUGCACAGUAUUUGUUGCCUACCUUAUAUUCACAUUGUAGAGACAUUGGAUGUAAAUGUGAAAAGGAGUCUGAGCACAAGCAAAUGAUAAAACUUUAUUUUGUCCAGUUGCUUCACUAAGCAGAACACUUAAGGAGAGGAAUUUUGUUGCAUUAUGUUGCGAGAACUCAGAAUAGGUUUUAGAGUGCUGAUUGUUUCAUAUUUUUCAGGAAAUUCUCACCCAUUCAAGUUUGCCACAACAGUAUCUCCUUUAGUUGCUUGCUUUUAUAGUCUGUGUUGAGAUUUCCAUGCCCUGUUUGGUGUGUGACAGGAAGUGGUAACUCGUGUUGGUGUGUUACCAGGUGCUCAGCUGCAAACGGUCGUCCUCAUUCUUAGUUCAGGUUGAUGAUGGUCUCAAAAACGCAUCUCUGGUGAGAGGGGUUUGAUGUUGGUGGGAAAGACUUGGUACUGUAUAAUUAAGUUUUAGUUUUUCUCCACUUUGCUCAACAGAGUGGAAGCUGUUGGAUAAAUUCUUCUCACAGGUCAGGUGUGUCAUGCUUUUUAAGCCGAUUGCAUCCAUGCAACAUAAGUUCGUUUUUUUUACACAACAGUUUCAAACUGCUCAUACUCUACACAGUAUACUUUGUUAUAUGAAUCUUCCACCAACAAUAGCACAGAGUAAAAGCACACAGGAGUAAUGCUGUUUUGGAUUCAACAUGUCACAGAGAUGUGGGGAUGUUGUGGUGUCUGCACUGUACAAGGGAAGAUAUAUCCAGAAAUGAGAAAUAACUAUGAAAUCUAAACAAUGAGUAGUAGGAAUGUAGUUGGUGAGUGGAGUCAACGUUGGUUUAGAACGACUGAGUUAGAGUCAAAAACUUGAUUUUCCUUCAUUUUUGAGUACAAAUAAUCACUCAUAAGGAAUGCUACAUUUUAAAAUAACUCUUUGGGGUUUUUAUGUUAUCGGAUAUCUUUAUAAAAAAUACAACACAAGAAAAUUAAUUUGUUUUAAAACAGUAGGCCAGUCUUUAGAUUGUGGGGUAUUUUUCCAAAAGCUUUUUUAAAAAUAUAUUUUAAGCAAACAUG